Molecule: messenger RNA, 3591 nt
Organism: Xenopus tropicalis (tropical clawed frog)
Lineage: Eukaryota; Metazoa; Chordata; Amphibia; Anura; Pipidae
Gene: usp20
Product: ubiquitin specific peptidase 20
Exons: 25
Coding region: 17-2815 (932 amino acids)
Biological process (GO): protein deubiquitination; ubiquitin-dependent protein catabolic process
Cellular component (GO): centrosome; perinuclear region of cytoplasm
Molecular function (GO): zinc ion binding; cysteine-type deubiquitinase activity
Source: RefSeq, a predicted model, not a curated record
GUCUAAUGAUGUAAUAAUGCCAGUGAGAAGCUUCCGGAUCUCCGCCCUUGCCUUGGCAGUGUGGGGCGGAGUUAGGAAUCAGCAGUCAACAGCUGCGGUAACAGAGGUAUCUGGCAUCAGGCUGGCAUGGCAUAGGGAGUGCCAGCCUGGUGGGGCCACCAUGGGGGAUGCUGAGGAUUCCUGCCCUCACCUUGACUCCAUUGGAGAAGUUACCAAGGAAGAUCUCAUACUGAAAUCCAAGGGAACAUGUGAGUCCUGUGGCGUGGGCGGACCCAACCUAUGGGCCUGUCUGCAGGAUGGCUGCCAGUCUGUGGGAUGUGGCGAGUCGUAUGUGGAUCAUAGCACUCUGCACGCGCAGGCAAAGAAGCACAACCUGACUGUCAAUCUGACCACCUUCCGUGUGUGGUGCUACGCCUGUGAGAAGGAGGUAUUUUUGGACCCCCGGGGGCCACCAGCCUCCCAGACAACAUCACCCAGACUCAGUCACAGGGACUUCCCUACUUCUGCUCAUCCAUUGAAGUCUGUCCCCAUUGCCGUGGGAGAUGAUGGAGAGUCAGAGAGUGAUGAAGAUGACAUCAAACCAAGAGGCCUCACAGGAAUGAAAAACAUUGGCAACUCCUGCUACAUGAAUGCAGCCCUUCAGGCUCUGUCCAACUGUCCUCCCCUGACGCAGUUCUUUCUGGAGUGUGGAGGCCUGGUCCGGACUGACAAGAAGCCAGCACUGUGCAAAAGUUACCAGAAACUUAUCUCUGAGCUGUGGCACAAGAAACGCCCAAGCUAUGUGGUGCCCUCCAGCUUGUACCAUGGGAUCAAACUGAUUAACCCUCUGUUCCGGGGUUAUUCCCAGCAGGACACGCAGGAGUUUCUCCGCUGCCUGAUGGACCAACUCCAUGAGGAACUGAAGGAACCCGUCCCGCUAGAGACCCAGGAACGGGAAGAGGAGGACAGGGACGAUCAGCGAGAGGGAGAGCGUGGCGGCACAGUGGAGGAGGACUUCCUGUCGUGCGAUUCUGGUGGCGAGAUGGGGGACGGGGAGGGUGGAGGAGGCGUGGGCACAUUGUCCGAGAUGGAGCUGCUAAUCCGGGAGGAAGUUGGGAGGGGGCUCUCUGAAAAGGAGAAGUUGAAGGAAAGGAAGCUGUCAUAUUGUCACAGAAGGACAAGCUCAGAGCAGGCAGAUGAGGAUGCUGAUGUGGACACAGCAAUGAUUCCAGAGCCUGAUAAUGAUGCCUACGUGCACUGCUCCUCUCGGUCCUGCAGCCCACACCCGGUGGAAUCCAUCUCCAAGCACUCCAGCACCCCUCCUCGCUCAAGUCCAUUGCGCACCAGUCAUUCCUAUGUCCUGAAAAAAGCUCAAGUUUUAAGUGGAGGAAAGAAACGCUCUGAAGUCCGAUACCGCAGCGUUAUCUCCGAUAUUUUUGAUGGGUCCAUACUGAGUCUGGUCCAGUGUCUGACCUGCGACAGGGUAUCCACUACUAUUGAGACCUUCCAGGACCUUUCCCUGCCCAUCCCUGGAAAGGAGGACCUGGCCAAGUUACACUCCACCAUCCACCAGAGCGCUGUCUCCAAGGCUGGCACUUGCGGGGAUAGCUAUGCUGCCCAGGGCUGGCUGUCCUUCUUCAUGGACUACAUACGCAGAUUCGUGGUCUCUUGCAUCCCAAGCUGGUUCUGGGGUCCGAUGAUAACACUAGAGGAUUGCCUGGCUGCUUUCUUUGCUGCUGAUGAAUUAAAAGGUGACAACAUGUACAGUUGUGAGCGCUGUAAGAAGCUUCGAAAUGGCGUCAAAUACUGUAAAGUGCUGCGUCUGCCGGAGAUUCUGUGCAUUCACCUGAAACGUUUCCGGCAUGAAGUCAUGUACUCCUUCAAAAUAGGCAGCCACGUCUCAUUCCCUCUGGAGGGGCUUAAUCUGAGGCCCUUCCUGGCUAAAGAAUGUGUUUCUCGCAUCACCACUUACGACCUCUUGGCUGUUAUCUGCCACCAUGGCAGCGCUAGCAGUGGGCACUAUAUAUCUUACUGCCAGAAUGUGAUCAACGGACAGUGGUAUGAGUUUGAUGAUCAGUACGUCACGGAGGUCCAUGAGACGGUGGUUCAGAAUGCAGAGGCCUAUGUUCUCUUCUACAGGAAGAGCAGCGAGGAGGCAGAGCGGGAGCGGCAGAAGGUGGUGUCCUUGGCAGCCAUGAAAGAGUCCGGCCUGUUGCAGUUCUACAUCUCCCGUGAGUGGCUUAACAAGUUCAACACAUUCGCAGAACCUGGACCAAUUAACAACCAAAGUUUCCUCUGUUCACAUGGAGGAAUUCCCCCCAACAAAUAUCAUUAUAUUGAUGAUCUAGUGGUGAUUCUCCCGCAGAGUGUAUGGGAAUAUUUAUACAACAGGUUUGGAGGAGGACCCGCAGUGAAUCACUUAUAUGUCUGCUCAAUCUGCCAGGUGGAGAUUGAGGCUUUGGCGAAACGCAGAAAGACAGAAAUUGACACUUUCAUUAAGCUCAAUAAGGCAUUCCAAGCAGAAGAGGCCCCCAGUGUAAUAUACUGUAUUAGCAUGCAGUGGUUUCGGGAGUGGGAAGCCUUUGUUAAAGCCAAGGACAGUGAUCCUCCCGGUCCCAUUGAUAACUCCAAAGUGGCGUUGACAAAGAGCAGCGGGCAAGUACAGCUAAAACAGGGCGCUGAUUAUGGGCAGAUUUCGGAGGAGACGUGGAAUUACCUGUUAAACGUAUAUGGGGGUGGGCCAGAGAUCGCCAUCCGUCAGACAGUGGCGCAGUAUCAGGAAGCAGAACAUCUUCAUGGAGAGCAGAAGAUUGAAGCAGAGACACGGGCUGGGUAGCUGGACCCAAGGUUCUAAUGGAUACCCCACACCCCGAGGGGAAGGGGGGCGCUGCUGAGCAGAAAAGACUGCUGCCCGCCAGUCUAAUGCACUUCUAGAAGCACCUUGAGAAUAAGCCGUGCAGAGACACUGUGUUUAACUCUUUGUAUUGUCUGGAGCAGAUAUUUAUUCAGAUUAUUUAACUUCCCAGGUCUUUAGUUUACCAAACAGCGAGUUUAACAUGAACUGCAAGCUCAGCAACUCCUAAUUGAAGCUUCAGUAGGCAGAUCCCUCUGCGGAACCUCGGAAGCGAUCAGGGUGGUCCCACCCAUACGGCACAGGGCAGGAAAGUGAUAUUCCGUGAGUGCAAGCAGAUUACUGUUGUUUACAAAGAGGCAGAGCCUUGUGAUGAUUCCAAUGUUCAAUUCCCUUCCCUCAGCGGAUGGCUUGCCUUAACAGUACUGCCUUUGUAUUGUUCCUGUGCUGACGCUCAGGCCCAUAGUAAGGGGGCAGGGAGUUGUCUACAGUGCUGGCCAAUCCGCUUACUAGCAAAGGAAUAAAGGCUAAGGUUUUGGAGUGAAAGACGGCCAGUGAGAGUGCUUAUCUGGCCAACGCUGGUUUCAUGUACCCCCCUCCUUAGCUUUAUGUGAUGUAUCCUGCCUCCAACCUACUUUUCUCUACUCACUGUGAUGUGCAUGUCGUACUGUAGUUGCCCCAUCCUGUACAGAGUCAGUAUUACAUUGGGCUUGGGCUGAGGGCCUGCUGCAUAAAGGGAAAUAAAUGUAUUUAUCAACUUC